UCUCCUCCACUUGCACUGUGACUGACGGUGGUCAUGUGAUGCUCUAAUACCCAGGGAUUUUCUGGCUUUUACCGGGCAUGCUCCGUAGCCUCCCUCCAACCAUCCCAGUGUGAGGAGAGAUUGCCUUUUAUUGUCCUGCAUUCAGUCGCCUGCUCAGCUCCCUUUACUGGAGGAUCUAUUGUUAAGCGGUGGUGACAUUUACAAUGGUUAGGACUGACGGAUGAAUGGUGCGCUCACACCAUCUUUCCACACUGCUCAUCAGAGGAUAAACACACGUUGGAAUACAUGUGUAAGAGAGAACAACAGGGAUGAGGCAACAUGAGUGGCGGGAUGGACUUUUUGCAGACUGGCCCAUUCCAGCCAAGUCCCAGCAUGUUGUAGGCGGCUGCCAGCCACAGGAAGACUAGAGUUAAGAAAGCAAUAAAGACGAGAAGAGAAGAAAACCAGUGAAGGGAUGGUGGAAGAAGUCAACAUGACCCCAGUGGACCAGCUGGACCUGCAGUGAGUCUGAUCCAGCUGGAAGAGCAUACAACAAUACACUCUCAUCUGCACAACUGUAAUUUGGAUAUGAAUGGAAAGGUGAAUACUACUGCUGAAAGGAUCACCCAUUCCAAAAGUGCCAAUAUGGUGUCAGACCUGUCUCCAGAUGCCCAGAAGCUCACCCCACGGAUGUCUCGAACUCCCAGAAAGGUGGCUAUGUUCGGCAAGCGCUCCAACUCGAUGCGCAGGAAUCCCAAAGCAGAGGUGACCAAAAAGGGAUGGCUGUACAAGCAGGCCAGCAGUGGUGUGAAACAGUGGAACAAGCGAUGGUUCGUCCUCACUGACAGAUGUCUGUUCUACUACAAAGAUGAGAAGGAGGACUCUGUGUUAGGGAGUUUGCCGCUGCUCAGUUUCCGGAUCAGGGGAGUGGAUCCCUCAGACAACAUCACCCGUAAAUUUGCCUUUAAGGUAUGGUCUGAGGAAAAGGAGGGCGAGGACAGUGAGGUGAAGGAUUCCAUUGUGUUUUGCAUGCAGGCGGAACACGCUGGGACCAGGACAUACUACUUCAGCACAGACAGCCAUGAGGAGCAGGAGGAGUGGAUCACAGCCAUGAGUGAGGCUGCAGAAGUCAGCGUUCCGUCUACACAAAGAACAAACUCGUCAGACACUACAGCUGAUCCCAACCCAACUAUGGUGACCAAGGCUCCAGACUCAGAACAGCAACCACAAACACAAAAACACAAUAAAACAGACAAUGACUUGACCAGCCAUCCUAAAACUAAUGGGGCCAACAGCGUAGAGACACCUUCACCUUCUACCCCGUCCUCUGAUCUACAGGGGAAAAAGAAUGACAGAAAACAAGGAGAAGAUAAAGAUGAAGGUGGAAGACAUGGUCCUGAUCCCGGCCCUCACUUAAAUCAUCAUCCAAACGGUUGGGGCAACCAUGGCCCUCUCAACAAUGUACCCCACAACAGCAAUAGCAAACAACCUCUGUCCAGGAGUCACAGCGGACAUCAUGCCACACAACGACAUCCAGAGGGGAGUGCUGGUCCAUUACAAGACUCCAGGGAGCAGAAGCAGGAGAACGUAGUGCUGAGGAGGGGCUUUGUGCCCAGGACAGCUCCAGAGAAAGUGGCCCAGAGGAAGAGCUCGAUGGCCCAGCUGCAGCAGUGGGUCAACCAACGGCGGGUCAUGGCCUCACAAGAGGACAUUAACAGCCCAUCUCGUUACUACACAGUGAACCAAGGUAUCCCAGCUGAUUACUACCCUGGUGGCCCCCAGUAUGUGGAUGAGUACCCUUUGUACCCACCGGGGGUCCGACCUGAAAGCAUCUGCUCUGUCUCUGCUGUGGGUGGAUACGACCGACGCUGGACUGUGGACGAGAAACGUCACUCACUGAGGGACGGACCCCAUCAGUUGUAUGGACCCCCAAUGUCCAGGGACUCAUGGGGGCCACAGUACUAUGGUGGAAUGGAAACAUCCAUGAGGCGCCUGUCCAUCCAGCCACGCUCCAGGUCUGUGCCGAGGUCACCUUCUUCAUCAUCAGGGGGGCCCUACUCACCUGUGCCAAGCAACUUUAUGUCGCCGGCUCGAUCACUCUCUGCCCGCUUUGAUCGGUUUCAAGGAAGGAUGAGGGAUGACGUGAUCUAUGCUGAUCCAUCCGUCUACAGCCUGAGGAGAUCUCUCAGCUCACCCAAGUAUGACUACCCUGGUGACAGGAGGUCCUUAAGCCAAGGAUUAUACCAUCAAAACUACCCUCUAUCCCCUUCCAUCCACAAUAAAAUGGAGGACAUAUUAGACCUUCAGCUCCAGCGCAACCUGGAUUACCUAGACCAACAGGUACUCGAGAGAAGCCGCCUAAAUAGCAUGGUUACCCGAAUGGUGAAGCGCUCAUCCUCAUCAGCAAAGCUCUGUGUACAAGUUCCUCCAUUUCAUGACGUCUACAGCAGAGAGUUACAUCCCACACUGAAACUGAAUGAGAUUGAAACCAGUAAACUCUUAGGUCGACUGUGUGAGCAGAAUCGAACUUUGAAAGACCACGAGGCUGUUGUCCACAGGCUGAGAAUGGACAAGGACAACCUCGAAGAAGCACUGGUGGCCACCCAUCAGGAGAUGGAGCUGUACCGUAUUCAGCCUAUUGCCAUGGAAAAGCUGCAGUUCAAAAAGGAAACCCUGCAGAACCAGCUCAUCAACAUCAGAGGGGAGCUGUCCCAAGCCUCCAGUGCUUUAACCACUACUCGUAUGGAGUUUGAAGCACUGGAAGAUGAGGCCCAUGCCAUCCAUGGUGAUCUAUGGGAGCAGCUUAAUGCAGGAGGACAGAGUGAACUUGUUCGUCGGCACAUCCAGAAAGAGUUUUGGAGAGUCCAGGAUGUUUUAGAGGGAUUGCACAAGAAUAACUCAUCCAGAGGUACAGACACAGCCAAGCACAGAGUUGCCAGCGGUGCAUCAGGCUCCUUUAGCACCAAUAGUCCAGCCAGUCCCCUGAGCUCAAUAAGCCUCACCAGUCCGCUCAGCCCCUUCUCCCCAGUGCCCGGCUCCCAGGCCUCCCCUACCAAACAGCUGGGCCCGGAGGAAAGUGUCCCCCCAAGGCCUCCCCUCCCAAAGGCCUAUUAUCCAUUGGAAUCCUCCCCCACCUGCCCUCCCUCCAUCCCCCCAUUGCCCUUUGACAGCACCGCCUGGCUACGCAGCUUGGGCCUCGAUGAUGGUUACCUUGAUGGUGAAGAAGCUCACAUCAGAAAGCCAAAGUUUGGGGACCAAUGCAAUGACAAGCAGGACCAGGUCCAGGACAGACAUUCCAGCACAAAUAAAGUUGGCAUUGUUCCUCCUAGAACCAAGGCCUCCACAGGGGAAGCACACAGCAGCCCUGCUGUUUCCCGACAUAAUGGUAGAGUGCCUAAUGGAAUCUCCAGGGAGCGUCCAAAGAGUGCUGUGUUUUCUGCAGAGGCAAAGUCAAAGAUGACUGUUGAGGAGCAGAACGAGCGAAUUCGCCGCAACCAGAGCAGCUCCAUGAGAGAGAAGAGGCGGAGUCUAAACCUCUCAGGCGGCCAGUCUCCAGCCAACUACAGAGUGGUUCGGCGGCGGCUGACAGCUCAUGAGAUUGACAUUAAAGACCUGGAAACAGCGGUUCGGGGACCGGGACUAGAGUCACCACGAGAAGAAAUUGCUCGCCUUCGACGGUUGCAAAUUGGACCAGAACACUACGAACUGGACAUCAGCAAAGAGCUCAUGGCUCCUGACAAGGUUGUGAUCCCAGAGCGCCACCUAGAGGUAGAGGAUAACACACCUCUGAGCCCUGAGGAGCAGAAGGAGAAGCAGAAGAAACUGGAGCGGAUCAAGACCCUCAUUGCCAAAUCAAAUUUGCAGAAUAUGGUUCCUCUUCUGGAUGGACCAGUGGAGGGUGGAGCUCCAGUCAGCUCCCAGCAGCAGUUGGAGGAGCAGGAAAAGCUGAUUGAGAUCUCCUGCACUUUGGCUGCUGAGGCCUCUCGUCGCAGCCGCAUUCUCUCUGCCCAGUGUGCCCCCAGUCCCCCCACAUCCCCGACCAGCCUGGCCCCUCCCCCUUCCUCUGCUGAUUUCCCCACCUCAGCCCACAUCAUGAAGGUGUAAGUCUGACAAGCUCAAGCCCUGGCUGCUGUCAUUUUUGAUGGAGCAUCUUUCUGAGGAUUUACUGUACAAAAUGAACAAUGGAGAUGACCACACACAAAUUACUUUUAUUUUUUUAGCACCUAUAAACUGAUACAACCAAGCAAGGAGAUCUGUCAAAGGAGGUUGUUUGGAGGAUAAAGCAAAUAUAAAUCCCAGAGUGAAGCUGUAAAGACGAUAACGCCCACUCUCUCAACAUCUGAUCCAUCCAACCCGAGGCAGCCUGCAUCGCUGUGUCUCCAGUGACACAAAGAAAGGCUGCAAUCCCUUACCAGCUUCAAGUUGUGUAAUAGUUCUACAUAUUUUAGCUCAGGACAUGUUUGACAAAGUAGAGAUUACUGAUGACUUCUGAUGAUGUGGUGUUUUACACUUAAAGUGGAAAAAUGUAAGUAAAGGACUGAUAUUUCAAGCCCUUCUACAGGUUGCAUGUGAAAGGUCCACGUUGAAGAUGAGAGGUGACAGAGUCUGGGAUGACAUCACAUUAAUGUCCUUAAGAGUCUCACAAAAUCUGGACACUAAAAGCCAAAAGAGACAUUAUUACUUCUAAUAAUCUUCUACACCACCAGUGGAUUGAAGCUGAGUGUGGCUCAGUACUUGACUGAGGAUACAGUAUAUACUGACACUUUCAAAAAUAAACAAAAGGCCUCUCAUCCUUUGUAGAAAAAAAAAUCCAAGGACUGUCCAUCUGAACUCACUGUGAUGCCUAUUUUCCCUACAACUCUCCUACGUUAAUCCCACCAUAUUCAGCUUCUCUGCGUUGCAACCGUUAGCAUUAGAUACAGUGCAUUUCAAUGGGCCAAACACAGUGUCGCCUGGAUCAUGUUUCUCUUCCAUGCAUUUCCUAUUGUUCACACCGAGCAAACAAAUUAAGCAGUUUGCUGAACUAAAGGUGAACGUUACAUAAACCACAUUCAAUCUUACGAUGCUGCUAGCUAUGUUUUACAUCAGAAUACCAUAUCAUAAUCAGUAUCAGGAUAACACAAAUAUUAAUUUUCUUAACAUUAAUCCUCUACCUCUCCAAUAUCUGCUGUCCUUCUUGAGAUUUUCUUUACUCAAGGACUGGUAAGAUCAGAGAGUGAAGUCUCUAAUAUACACACAAUGAAGCUUCCUGUACAUUGGCUGUUUGAGUUUGCACAUGCAUUUGGGUCCUAAUAACUGUUAUAUUUGAUGACCUUUACGAAGACUGACUUGAACUUAACCCACAACAGCUGUAGGAAGAUCAUAACAGUGUGCACAGUGAUGCUUGCUCUGUAAAAGUAAAACAAAAACAAAAAAAAAAUCUUGCUUGAGUCUGUGCUGAGUUGACUUCACUCUCUGAACAACGUACCAGUUACAUUGUUCAGGCUGAAACCCAGAUUUAUUUAUUUAUUUUUUCACUGAAAUUAGCUCAUUUUAACUCACACUAACACAAGCACACUUGCUGUGUUUCUGUUCAACCACAUGGUCUCCCUAAAUAUCACAACUAAAGCAUUAAAAUAAAAACACCAGCAGUGGAUUAGCAGUAACUAUACUGACUUCAGGAAAGAGCAGGGAGCAACACAGUCUCUGGCACCCUACCAUACAUCUUCUACCGCUCUCACAAUCACACCUACAGUCAAUGUAGUGUGUCCAAUUUACCUAGAAUC
Molecule: messenger RNA, 5744 nt
Organism: Solea senegalensis (Senegalese sole)
Lineage: Eukaryota; Metazoa; Chordata; Actinopteri; Pleuronectiformes; Soleidae
Gene: plekha6
Product: pleckstrin homology domain containing, family A member 6
Exons: 28
Coding region: 568-4083 (1171 amino acids)
Source: RefSeq, a predicted model, not a curated record